Molecule: messenger RNA, 3163 nt
Organism: Phascolarctos cinereus (koala)
Lineage: Eukaryota; Metazoa; Chordata; Mammalia; Diprotodontia; Phascolarctidae
Gene: TMEM255B
Product: transmembrane protein 255B
Source: RefSeq, a predicted model, not a curated record
CUUCCCUCCUCCCUAGGGUUUUCUGCAGCAGCAGCUGCGAGAGGUGGGGAGGGGAGGGAAAGGGAGGGGAAGAGAGCCGGGGGACUGAGCAGAGGAUAAAUGCAGCCGCAGAAAGCAGCGGAGGCGAAGCGGCGGCGCCCUGGGGGCGAGCGGUGACAGCCCUCCCUCCCAGCCUCGGGAGGGAGUUAGUCCCGGGCGGCCACAGGUCCCGGCAGCCCAGUCCUGGCGCGCCGCUCCAGGGCACGCUGAUCUCUCGGCCCCGGAGCCGCAGCACCCCGCACCGCACGCUGGGGCUCCGGGCGCCCCUGGAGCCCAGGAGGGCGGCUGGAGGAUGCAGUCUCCUCCUCCUCCGGUGCCUGGUCCUUUGGCUCUGCUGGAAGCUGCAGGGCAGUUUGCAAAAAGAAAGCAGAUUUCUCUUUGGUUUGCUGUCUCUCUGCUGGUGGCCUCCAUCUUCAUACUGACCAUUGGCCUUGCAGCAACGACCAGAACUGAGAAUGUGACUGUGGGAGGCUACUAUCCAGGAAUUAUUCUUGGCUUUGGGUCCUUCUUGGGAAUUAUUGGCAUCAAUCUGGUGGAGAACAGAAGACAAAUGUUGGUAGCUGCCAUAGUGUUUAUCAGCUUUGGCGUGGUGGCAGCAUUCUGCUGUGCGAUUGUCGAUGGAGUUUUUGCAGCCCGACACAUAGAGCCGAGGCCUCUCAACACUGGAAGGUGCCAGUUUUAUUCAAGUGGGGUAGGAUUCUUGUAUGACGUCUACCAGACUGAGGUCACCUGCCAUUCCUUGACUAGCAAGUGCCAGCUAAAAGUGAAAAGUAAUACAUGUUACUGCUGUGACUUAUACAACUGUGAGAACACAGAACACUCUACUAGUUACUAUGAGUUUGUUGGAGUCAGUGGCUGUCAGGACGUGGUUCACCUUUACCGUUUGCUGUGGACCUCAACAGUGCUAAACGUUAUUGGUUUGUUUCUGGGGAUCAUCACUGCAGCCGUCCUGGGGGCCUUUAAGGACAUGGUACCCCUAUCCCAAAUGGCCUACGGUUCUGCACCUCCUCCUCCUCAAAUUCUCUACAAUCCAGCCCAGCAGAUCUUGACAUAUGCAGGGUUCUGUCCUUCUACAGCACCACUUCCUGCCUACUCAUCCUACCCUUUACCCCUUCAGCCUGCCGGCAAUUUUCCAGCUUCGUCAUCCACUGAUAUCUCUUUAUCUGAUGACACCCAGCCUCCGUCUCAGUCCAGCUCCACCUAUGGGCUUCCUCCCAAUGCCCCACCACUCUAUACACCAACUUAUUUCCUCCCUGGGGAAAAGCCUCCACCAUAUGCACCAUGAAACAGUAUAGGUUUUCUGUAGUCACUAGCAGAUUUAAAAAGGCACCUCCAGAAAACCAGCUGUUUUGACUACCUGCAGAUGAACCAAGAAACUCUUUCCAGUUCCACUUACUUUCUUCUCCCUUCACAUUCACUAAAAAUGGACCCGGAGUCUGGGAGACCAGGCCAGAUAUCUGACCAAGAAGAUCACGCUGUUGACUUGGGGGGGGGCUAUGGCAGGAACCUCUUGUCCUUUCUUUCCCCACUAUAACUAGUGGACAAAGGGAAAGGGAAAGGGGAACCUUUAUCAAGAACACUGUUCUCUACAGAAGCAACACUUCAUCAUUUCAGAUGCCCCUGGCUUCUUUUCUAUAAAUCAGCAGUGUACCUGGGCCCUAAAAUUCUUCUUGUCUGGACAGGAUUGUUUCUUCCGCUGUUUCUUUUCCUCUCCUAUAGAAGGAAAACAAAUGCCCUCAGUUUCAUUUCCUUACAGCAUUUUUAAAAAAAAUCAUGCUUUUGUCCUUGGGGAAAUAGGGUCCAGAAAAAUCGAUGUCAUGAUUAAUUUACAAUAAAAUAUACUAUGUGUUUAUAUAUAUACAUAUAUUAUAUAUCAUAUGCGUGUUCACAUGUCAUAAAGAAGAGAUGUGGUCCCCCAUUGUUGCAUUGAUCUUUGGGUAGCCUUUGUUCUGAAAAGAAAAAGGGUGCUGUUUCAAGUAUACAAUGCAAUAUUUAAAGAUUGUUGGUUGUCUGAACCAUAUGUGUGUAACUGUUACUUCUUGAGUAUAAAGUUUUCAUCACUGUUGUGAAAAUAUUUUCUAUGGGAGUUCAGCAUUUGAUCUUUAUAAUAUUUGGUCUUGAAUAGUAUGCUCCUAAUGUUUUCUAGAAGAUGUCUAGUUCACCAGUAAGUUGAGUCAACAAGUGUCUAAGUGCCUACCUUGCCAGGAAGCUGCCGUGUAUAGGAACUGUUCUGGCUUGCUUUGGUUGGAUAGGAAGAGGGGAUUCUCUUUGGUCUCCAUUCUACUCUAGUUGUUGACUCAAUUUCCUCGUCUAUAAAAUAGAAGUCUUUGAUUAGAUGGUUUUUAAAGGGCCUUCCAGCACUAGAAUUCUCAGAUUCAAUUUUUGUAUCUAUGCCUGAAGUGCUAGCUCAGUUCCUAAUCUUUUUUUAAUUUAAUAAAUUUAAUGCAGACCCUUUGGAAAACAUGAUCUUUGGCUCCCUCUUCUGGCUGUAAUGCUACAGCUUUAUUUUAUAUGACCAGUCUUAAAAUUGUAUUUCACCUUGAGUAACUGUUACAGAAGACACAUAUUUCUUCUGGGUAUCUACAGAAAAGAUUACUGUAGAUGGAGAAAGCAAUCUAAAAGGGAAACAACUUAUUUUCCAUUUGGGUCCCCACAAGCUCUGAUCUUGCUAGAUAAAAAUCAGACAAGAAUUUAAUGUUUCCCAGGGAAAGUGAAAGGAAGAAAAACACAUGAUGAGUCAAAUCACAAUAAACUGGGUCAGAGAGACCAGAAAGUGCCAUACAUAUGAAAGAUACAUGGGUGGCUGGGGUGAGAGACAGAAAGAUAACUAACUCUGUGCCAAUGAAGAUUUUAUUGGGAUCCAAGAAUGCAUAUUAUGUUUCCAGAAAGAAGCUAGUUUCAUUGAGAACGGUUGUCUCUGUGUUUACAUUUCUAUAUCCCUCAAUUGUUAAUUGGUGACCAACCUGAUCAUACCUGUUUCUUCCCUUUGCAUUAACUCAUAUUUCUGUGUAAUAUCACUUAAGAAACAGAUUUAUAGGUCUUCCAGAGCAGCGCUGUUGAAGUCAAAAGAAAUGGAUCCCCUCAGGCUACAUAUUGAUUUAGAAAAUUAAAAAUUAACAUUGUC